Messenger RNA from Raphanus sativus (radish), 1271 nucleotides. RefSeq lists its product as uncharacterized. The record is from RefSeq and is a predicted model, not a curated record. Bases 1 to 981 code for a protein of 326 amino acids. Lineage: Eukaryota; Viridiplantae; Streptophyta; Magnoliopsida; Brassicales; Brassicaceae. The transcript has 3 exons.
AUGGAUUUAAAGGAUCCGUCUUACACUACUGCUCAGUGUGCAAAUGUUAAUCUCUAUGAAUCCAGUGCUGGCUCCUCUGAAAAAACACCUCCAUCUCCAAGGACAGAUCCCCGCUGGCCAUAUCUAAAUAAGUGGUCUGUGAGCGUCUCUUCAUCUCCUCAAUCUCCCCAGUCUGUUCUUUCUCCUCUGAAAUCAAAUCCUGAACCGGAAGCGGAAGUACAGCAGCCGUUAAUGAUAUCCUCUUGUGCUCCUGAAUCAGGAGAGGAAAUCAUCACUUCCUCCGAAGACAUGGUUUCCUUGCCACUGAACCACUCGCCAGUGACAGUUCAAAACCCUAAGGAUGCUCGUGAGGGUAUGGCUGAUGCUCCAGCUACAUCCUCGCCUUCUCCAUCUCUAGGGGCUUGGACGACUCCGCUCAAGAUGUCUGCUUUCGACUCCAUGGAAACUGACAAGAGGGGCAAGGGUCCAUCUCAUCCAAAUGAACCUAGUCCCAUUAUCAAGGCUGCUUCACAAGAAUAUCCAUGGGCAGCAAAGAUGAAAUCAGUGUGCAAUCUCAACAGGGUCACUGUUCCUGACUACUUGGAGGAUGGAACCCUUAAGAGAGGAAUAUGGCAUAUUGAUGAUUGCUUGAUGUUUGUUUCUGCUUGGUCUCCGGCUGAGACAAUUACUUUGCCAGAAAUCAAAACUAUUACACUUUGGUUGUCGCUCAAGAACAUACCAAAUCACCUCUACUCUUUUGAAGGAAUCAAGUGGAUCGCUUCAGGUAUUGGAGAGCCAAUGCUUACAUACAAACCCUGGCUUGAUCCUACACUAAUGGGAGAAGCAAAAAUUCUGGUUGAGGUCAAGUUAGAUAAGCCUUUCGCUCAGAGAGUAGCUAUUGAGGAUGAGAGUGGAUCUGUCUCAAUGGUUGAUGUGGUGUACUCUUGGCUGCCUUCGAAGUGUGCAAGCUGUGGUCAGCUGGGCCAUAAAGCGUCUCGUUGAUUGGGACAGCUGCUUGAUCCAACUAAGAGCACCAAGACAUCAUCUGUAAUAUCAGGAGAUGUUGAAUCAAGUUGUAUGGCAAAUGAGGCAAAUAAUAUGGUCAGGGAUAAAGAGGAAAGAGUUCCUAGUCCUAACCAUUCAGUUAAGAGCGUGACUGUCCCACACACUCCAACUCCAAAUGUGGCUGAUAUUUCCGAUUCAAUCUUGGCUCUAGCUACCAACAUGCCUAACGAUCAGAUCACCAACGCUGAGGACAACUCAAGGUUGGACACAAAGCAAGGUAAUACUAC